AUGAAGUCGCGAUUACGUUCAUUUCUGGUGCCGCUGGCCGGCUUAAUUUCGUUGAACAAUGCACUCGAUCUCGAUAUGAACAGCUUUGAUUCGGUCAAGUCGGUCGCCUCUACUCUCGCAUACGACAUGAUGACCUACUAUUCGGGUAAUCAGUCCGGGCAAGUACCAGGUUUGCUACCCGGCCCGUGUGAAUCGACGGCUUGUUAUUAUUGGUGGGAAGCAGGCGCGAUGUUUGGAUCUCUCAUCAACUACUGGCAGUAUACUGGCGACGACAGCUACAACGCUGUCGUGACGCAAGCUCUACAGUUUCAGAUUGGACCCGAAGAGAACUUCAAUCCUCCAAAUCAGAGCAAGAACAUGGGCGUGGACGAUCAAGCAUUUUGGGCGUUUACGGCCAUGGAUGCUGCUGAAGCUAAUUUGCCGGAUGUUGGCGGUGACGCUCCUUCGUGGCUGGCUCUGGCUCAGGCUGUGUUCAACUUUCAAUCAAAUCUUUGGGAUGCUGCCACAUGCAAUGGGGGAAUGAGAUGGCAAGUCUAUUCCUUCAACGCGGGCUACAACCUCAAGAAUACGAUCUCCAACGGUGGAAACUUUCAACUGGCAGCACGACUAGCUCGAUACACUGGGAACCAGACCUAUGCGGAUUGGGCGAUCCAGAUGUGGGAUUGGAUGGAAGCUAGCCCACUGUUUCAAUAUCAGGAUGAUAUCCUCUACAUCUGGGAUAACACGGACGCGACCAACAACUGCUCGGACGUGGCUCACCAUGCCUGGACCUACAACUACGGCACGAUGCUGAUGGGUGCUGCUGCCAUGUACAGCUUCACCAACGGUGCCGAGCCGUGGGGAACUCGAGUCAACCAGAUUUUGCUGGGGGCGUUCAAUCUGUUCUUCCCCGAGGAAUACGGCGGCAAUAUCAUGACCGAGUUCCAGUGCGAACCGAACAUGUUGUGCAACAACGACCAAAGCAGUUUCAAAGCUUACCUGUCUCGAUGGAUGGCUGUUACAGCCUUGCUUGUGCCCAGCACUUAUGACAUGAUCAUGCCGAAACUCCAGGCCAGCGCGGCCGCCGCAGCACAGCAAUGUACUGGAGGGGACAAUGGACGAAUGUGUGGCCGACGGUGGUAUUCAAGCUUCGACGGCUCAACGGGAGUGGGACAACAGAUGCAAGCUCUUGCGGUCAUCGGAGCAUCAACUAUACAUCCAGAAAUUGCGCCCAAGACGGCCAAUACUGGCGGCACGUCGGAGAGUGACCCCGAUGCUGGGACCGAUACCGGUCCCACUCUGGUUGAGCACAAACCUAUUACCGUGGGGGAUCAAGUUGGUGCUGGUAUCCUGACAGUAUUAUGUGUCGGGAUCAUUGUUGGAGGUACCAUUUGGCUCAUUAUGUAG
Molecule: messenger RNA, 1386 nt
Organism: Fonsecaea erecta
Lineage: Eukaryota; Fungi; Ascomycota; Eurotiomycetes; Chaetothyriales; Herpotrichiellaceae
Exons: 2
Coding region: 1-1386 (461 amino acids)
Biological process (GO): fungal-type cell wall biogenesis; carbohydrate catabolic process
Molecular function (GO): mannan endo-1,6-alpha-mannosidase activity
Source: RefSeq, a predicted model, not a curated record